Molecule: messenger RNA, 4912 nt
Organism: Bactrocera oleae (olive fruit fly)
Lineage: Eukaryota; Metazoa; Arthropoda; Insecta; Diptera; Tephritidae
Source: RefSeq, a predicted model, not a curated record
UGUGCCGCUUUACGGCCACAUUUGUCGCGCUCAGUUGUGCUUCGGCUUUGUUGGCUUAAACGCGUACCACUUUUCGGAAAAGCGUUUUUGUCUAUCGGUUAUUGGCGGCAUGUGCGUACGCGACUUAACGUCUAUCGCUUUUUGAAUUUACUUUUAUUUCAUUUCCCUUUCGUGGCUUAUUCUGCUUGCUUUGUUUGAUUUUUGUGUUGUGCGAUUUUCCGUGCUUAAUAAAUUUAUUUCAAAAAUGCCUUCAUGCCACAACGCAAACUUAUAUAACGAAGCAUAACAAAUUUUACACAAAUUAAAACGUAAAAAAAAUUGUUUGAAAUAUGGUCGAAAGUGUAAACUACAAAAUACUAGUAGUUGAGUUCAAAGUGCCAACGUGGAUGUGAAAAUAUUGAAAAUUAGUGGAAGCAAACUGUGUGUAAACAGCGUGAAUAUAUGCAAAGCGUAUAAAAAUAUUAUUUAAAAAAAUUACCAGGUAGUUAGUUAUGAUGUGAUCUAAGCAACAGCGGGCAUGUGUUUAGUAAGGUCUGUGUAUGCAAAUGAAGGUUGGAAAAAUACGAGUAGUUAGAUACAAUGCUGCGAGCUUAAAGGCAAUAAAACGAACAAAUAAUGAGUUAGAAGAAUUUCUACAAGUUUCAGAAAGUGAAAUCUACUAAUACACUCACAAAUACAAUAUAUUAUGAAAGUUAUAUAACGUAAGCAAAUAGAAGUGAAAAAAUGAAAUAACACAAGUUGUUUUCGAAAGCUUUUAUAACUUUUCACUUCCAUCGUUGCUGCUGCUAGAAACUGCGAGAACAAAGCAAAGAAAAAAGAAAAGAAAAUAAUUCAAAACGCAUAAAUAACCAAAGCAGCAAUUAAGAAAAUACGAAAUAAGUAGACAACAAAACUAUAAAAACAUUCACCAACAUUACACAACACUACCGAACAUGUCCGAUAACGGUGAACAACAAGCGCCCACACAACCGACUACCGUCUCACAUCCACUGCAGGAUAUCGCCUUGGAUGUGCCGGACGAUGCUGCCGGUGGCAAACAAAACUGGGUUAAAUUCGAUGAUGACGAGGCGGCCCAUAAAAAUGCCAACAACAAAAGAAACACACACAGUGACGAUAACAUAGGCAAUGCCACACGCAUUAGCCCUAUCACCGUCACUAGCAGCAGCCGAGACGCGCUGGCAGCAGAACCAGCAACGUCGAUGCCAAUUCCGGCAAACCGGUCAGCCCCCUCCGCUCUACUACCAGCGCCGCCCAGUCGUAAGCAAACAUCUGUCGCUAACGCGUCAAUACCAAUAACAACGGCAACAACAGCAGCCAUAGCGCGACCACGCUCACCACUCAGCGGCGUAGAGAGUGCGAGCGGUGUCGAAGCGAUCGUGUCAGCAUCAGCACCUGUUCAGCGCGCACCAACAAAAACAACGGUUUCCGUUGCUUCACCUCCAACGCCAGCGCCGGAUGUAGCACCCGCUGUUUUAAACACGGAGAGUACGCAUGUCAAUUUGAAUGCUUCCGGUCGUUCGCAACCGAAACUACAACAACAUCACACACCCACUGCACAGCCAAGCGGGCAACAGCUACAACAUCAGCAGCAAAAGGCUAAAUUGUCACCGUCAAAUGUUGCUGGCGUCGCAAGUGCUGGCCAUUUACAGCAGCAGCAACUGCAUCAUCACCAACAACAGCUACAACAACAUCAACAGCAUUAUCAAAAUAACAAUGGCACAUCGCCAUCGAAUGGUAGUAGCCAUAAAGUGGCAGCAACAACAACGGCGGCAACAACAUCGAACGUAUCAAUACCCGUCGAAACGGUGCCACCGAUGCGUACCAUUGAACUGUCGACGGGUCGCAUACGUGAAGGUUUCGCGAAUGGCGAUGUUAUUGUCACUUUGUUACCUGCCAACACUAAGUGGCCAUGGGUAACGCCAGCUAUAUUCCGUCCUGAACUUGUACCCGAAGAGCUGAUGGCGCAAGGUCUAACCCUCACCGUCGAAGAGUACGUCAACGCCAUGGAGACAUUGGUCAACGAUUACCGCUUCACCGUCUACAACAUCUGCUACAAGCGUAUACUCGUCUGCUGGAUUUUGUUAGCCUUCACAGUAUUGCUAACAUUGCUCUUCUCCGGCCUACAGGGUGUGGCGCUCUUCUCGCUAGGCGUUGGUUGGCUCUUUCUUAAUGCGGCCGCUAUUUUCCUCUGCAUGUGGGUAAAACUUCGCCUGUCACGUGGCCUGGAGAAAUGUUUGGCGCGCGUCAAUCGUCAGCUAAUGAAGCAUAAAAUUCUACUCAUACUCGACGACCGUGGACGCAUCUCAUGCCACAAAGUAAACUUGUGCUUCAUGUAUUUCGAUGCGACACAAUGUGUUAGUUUCCUGAAUGAAUUUCUCGAACACACCGAACAAAAUGGUGGUGAGGCUAUCAAGGCGGGUUGGGAGCGCAAAUUAGAUAUUGAUGUGAAUGAUAUUGUCAUACAGGGCAAUAAUCCGGUGCGUUUGUCGCGCAAGCAGGUUGUAGCACAGGAGCUGUUCCUCAGCUAUUUGCAACGUUGGGGCAAGGAUUUUCUGCGUCGCCGCUUGGACUGGACCGUGCAGGAGGCGGGCGUGCACGAGACACCACGCCAUUUGCAAUCGUCCAUAUGCCCGUGUCAGUACGAGGAGGAGCUGCUGCGCAACAAAAUCAAAAUACAAUUGCGAGGCAAGCAGUGCUGUGGCAUUAAUUGCAUUGGUUGCUGGCUUUAGGAGCGCUUGAACAACUGCGCAAGCAACGAAAGCAAAAGCGUGUUGUUGUUGAAAUGCAAGUGGGCGCAAAACUUGAAAUUGUGCAAAGGCAUAUUUAAUAUUUAUUAUUUGUUCUCAUUGAACAUAGGCGUAAAAUAAAAAAAAAAAAAUAUUAAUAAUAUUUUUGUAUAAACUCUGUUGGCUUUCAGUAAAAAAUUAUUAUGCCCCCUUUCAUAAGUUUAAGUUUGUAGAAAACAACACCAAGCAAUUAUAUUUAACAUUGUGGCAUAACUACUUAUAAAAAAUGUUAUAAAUAAUAAUAAUAACAACAACUGCAUUGCUGUAUUAUAAAUUAUAUAUAUAUAUAUAUAUUUAAUUAUUUACAUUUGUUAUUUUCAAAAAUGUCUAUAACAUAUUUGCACGAUUCACAUCACACGAUUAGAACCUUAAUGAUCGUAUUACUAACUAAAGCUUAAUUAAUCUUAGAUAGUUUGAACCUCAGAGGGAAAAAUUAAAAGCCUGUGCUUUCAAAGCAGCCACACGUACACCUAAAAGGUGUAAGGACAGAUACGUACCAAUUUCAAGGCGUCUUUAAAACGACUAGACAAGCUGAAAGCAACAAAAUUAUAUUACGGUCAAUCAACUGUGCUUUCUAAAAAACACAGUUCAACCAUUACUAAAAUAACAAUGAAGGCAUACUGAAUUGGCUGAAAAGUCUGACACAGUACAAUUUUUGAAGAAAAAAUUUAUUAUUUUUCGAUACGCGAUAGCUUAUGGCGCUAAAAAGCAAGAUCCUCACUCACGGCCUUCUUUGUGGAGAAUACCUAAAAAAAUUCUCAACUAGUAGCUAUUGUCCGCAAAAUGAGCUACGAUCGGGAAAAAAUCAAAAAUUGACAAAGUAGCGGCGUUUAAAAAAAGUUGAAUUUUAUUCAAAUUUUGGUAGUUUUUGGCUUGCUAAAAUUGGUCAUUAUACUUGUAGUAGACUAUAUACAGUACAAGCAAAAAAUUACCAAAUCAUUUGUCGCCAAGUAAUACCUGCAGGAGUUUCGAAAAAUGCUGUUUCGGAAAAACACGUUCAAAGAUAAACGUAUUACUUACAUUGACUAUUGACUAAACUAUAAUUUAAGAGCCUGUAACUCAAAAAAUAUUUAAAAUAUUCAUAUAAAAUUUUAGCAUGUUAAUUUUAAAGCGUAUACUAUCGGUGUAUGCAAGAAUUAAAAAUUAAAAUUUUUUCGAAAUUUCACACUACGUGUGCCACUUAGGUAUAUUAUAUACAAGCACAAAUAAUGAACUUCGUUACACAUGACAGAAUAACGCCUUAUGACAUCAUGAAAAUUCGAGAUAUUUGGUUGAGGGACUUUAUCGGCAUCUCAAAGAAAUAUCGAUCAAAAAGACAACCGUGAAAAAAGCGUGACAUACGACGUAUAAAUUAAAGGAAUUGCAUUAUGAACUAGUCGCCCAUCCAUCAUGUUCAGCGGAUUUGGCUCCAGUGAUAAUUUUUUCUUUGCUGUACUCAAAAAGUGAUGUAAUAUUGCACUUAAAACGCCUAUUUGGAAGGUAUCCAAGCUUCACACUAACAAACCUGUGACGAAUUGUUGACCAUUACAACAAAUUCGGAAAAUGUAGUCAUAUUUUUUUUAUUCAAAAAACUUUCGAGUUUAAUUAUAAAAAGUUUUCGGCUGUAUAACUUUUUUUUCUUAGUUAAAUAAAAAUAAGGUUUCAAAAAUAUUAAUAUAUAAUAUCAUAUAAUGGCUUUUCCAACGCUGUUUUCAGCUCUUAUAAAAAAUAUGUGUUAAGACGGUUCUUGAUCAUUUGGUUAGUUAUUAGCUCUUUACAUUAAGAACCCUUAUAUGAAAGAUCAUAAAGCACAACUUAAAAAUUAUAUAUCUAUGAGAAGUGGGCGUGGGCUUGCCUUCUAUAUAUUCCCUUUAAAGAUUUGUAUAAAUGCAGUAAUUUAUAUACGCAAAUUGUUUGCAUUGGAGAAAUCAAUUUGAUUGAAAGAAGCUAAGAGCAAUUGCUGUUGUGAAAAAAUUCUUAAAUGAUAUACAUUAAUAGUUGAAACGUGUAAAAAGUUGUAUAUAACAUACUACUUUAUGGUACAUAUAAACAUACUAUACAUUUUGUAAUAAUCACUAUUUGCGUUCUAAAUAUUCUGACAAUUGUAUAUAUUCGCUUAAAAUAAAUAAAAAAAUAUCUGCAAUCAA